AUGCCCGUUGUUUUGGUGCRCCCGACCAAUCGGACGCGGCGGCUGGAUUCUACGGGAGCCGGGAUGGGCCCGUCGUGGCGGCAGCAGGACGCUCCCCUGCCGACCGUCACGCAUUGCGCAGGGUGCACCACCGCCCGGUCCUCCUGCGGCUUUAACGGCCCCGGCAUGGACCCGCCGCGCCACUUCCCGGCGGGCUUCGGCCCCGAGCAGCAGCAGCAGCAGCAGCAGCAACAGCAGCAGCAGCAGCGCCCGCCGGCGCCGCCGCACUGCCAGCAGCACGGCCAGGACAAGCAGAGCCUCCUCCAGCAGCAGCAGCAGAGCCCGUGCCUUCAGUGCAACAACUGCGCCUACUACGGGGCUGCUGCGGCAGCCGCCGGGGAUAACCUGCCGCUGCUGCUCCGCGCCUCCUCGCCGCUUUCGGGCGCCUUUCGGACGCACUCCUCGCCGCUGUCUUCCGCCGCCUCCUCCCGGCACGGCAGCCAGCUGAACGUCAGCGAGUUCGCCCCGUCCAGCCAUGCUGGCGCGUCCAGACAGCCUCACCAAUAUUCUCAAUACCACCAGUGCCAUAGCCUGCAGCAGCAGCAGGCAGCCAGCCCCAGCAGCAGUGUCAGCAGCAGCAGCACUCACCAUCAUCACCAUCAUCACCAUCACCACCACCAUCACCAGCAGCAGCAGCAGCGCCGGGAGAGCAACCCCUUCACCGAAAUAGCCAUGAGCAGCUGCAGGUACAACGGCGGCGUCAUGCGGCCGCUCAGCAACCUGAGCUCGUCCCGCAGGAACCUGCACGACCUGGACUCCGAGUCUCAGCCGCUCCAGGCGCCGCUCGCCAGCCCCGCCGCUGCCGCCGCCGCCGGUUCUGCCCCCGCCGCCGGCAGCCCCGCCGCCCCGGAGAUCGUGGUCUCCAAGCCCGAACACAACAAUUCCAACAACCUAGCGCUCUACAGCUCCUCCGGCCCCGGCCCCGGCACGGGCAGCACCAACAACGGCGGGGGUAAGUCCAGCAAGAAGAAGAACCAAAACAUCGGCUAUAAGCUGGGACACCGCCGGGCUCUCUUCGAGAAGCGCAAACGCCUCAGCGACUACGCGCUCAUCUUCGGCAUGUUCGGCAUCGUCGUCAUGGUCAUCGAGACCGAACUCUCCUGGGGCGCCUACACCAAGGAGUCUCUGUAUUCCCUCGCUCUGAAAUGCCUUAUUAGCCUCUCCACGAUUAUCCUGCUCGGGCUCAUCAUCGUGUACCAUGCAAGAGAAAUCCAGUUGUUCAUGGUGGACAAUGGAGCAGAUGACUGGAGAAUAGCCAUGACUUACGAGCGUAUUUUCUUUAUCUGCUUGGAAAUACUGGUGUGUGCUAUACAUCCCAUACCUGGGAAUUACACAUUCACAUGGACAGCCCGGCUUGCCUUUUCUUACGCUCCAUCCACAACAACAGCUGAUGUGGAUAUUAUUUUAUCUAUACCAAUGUUCUUAAGACUAUAUCUUAUUGCCAGAGUUAUGCUUUUGCAUAGCAAACUUUUUACUGAUGCCUCAUCUAGAAGCAUUGGAGCAUUAAAUAAGAUAAACUUCAAUACCCGUUUUGUUAUGAAGACUCUAAUGACAAUAUGUCCAGGAACUGUACUGUUGGUUUUUAGUAUCUCAUUAUGGAUAAUUGCUGCGUGGACUGUCCGAGCUUGUGAAAGAUACCAUGACCAACAGGAUGUUACUAGCAACUUCCUCGGGGCAAUGUGGUUGAUUUCAAUAACUUUUUUAUCCAUUGGAUAUGGGGAUAUGGUACCAAAUACAUACUGUGGAAAAGGAGUCUGUUUACUUACUGGAAUCAUGGGUGCUGGGUGCACUGCACUGGUGGUAGCUGUGGUGGCAAGGAAGUUAGAACUUACCAAAGCUGAAAAACAUGUGCAUAAUUUCAUGAUGGACACCCAGCUAACUAAAAGAGUGAAAAAUGCAGCGGCCAAUGUACUCAGGGAAACAUGGUUAAUUUAUAAAAACACAAAGCUGGUUAAAAAAAUAGACCAUGCAAAAGUAAGGAAACAUCAACGCAAAUUCUUGCAAGCUAUUCAUCAAUUAAGAAGUGUAAAAAUGGAACAAAGGAAACUGAAUGAUCAAGCCAACACUUUGGUGGACCUGGCAAAGACUCAAAACAUCAUGUAUGACAUGAUUUCUGACUUAAAUGAAAGAAGCGAAGAUUUUGAGAAGAGAAUUGUUACUCUGGAAACUAAACUGGAAACUUUAAUUGGUAGCAUUCAAGCUCUUCCUGGACUGAUUAGCCAGACAAUCAGCCAGCAACAGAGGGAAUUCCUCGAAGCCCAGAUACAAAAUUACGAUAAGCAUGUUGCCUACAGUGCUGAAAGAUCACGAUCUUUGUCAAGAAGAAGGAGAUCAUCCUCCACAGCACCACCAACUUCAUCUGAGAGUAGCUAGAAGAGAAUAAGUUAACCACAAAAUAAAGACUCUUUGCCAUCAUAUGGUCAAUAUUUUAGCUUUUAUUGUAAAGCCCUAUGGUUCUAGCCAGCGUUAUCUGGGUUCUGAUGUCAGAAUUCUGGAAACCUGAACACAUUUUAGGCCAAAAUGAGUGAAAACUCUUCUUUUUUCCCCCCUCCUCCUCUCAGAUGCACAGUGAAUGCACCUAUUAUUGCUGUAUUAGAUUGUUCUUCCUGUAAUUUCACUUUUUAUUCAUGCACUUCAAACAAGCUUUACUACUACAAAACAUAAUCUAAUAUAAUMAAAAGGUAAAUUUCUGCACAUAGUUGCUUGAUUACUUGGACCUAACAAUCAAAAAAAAAAAGAUCACAAUCAAAAAACCUAAUUAUGAACYUUUAAGAAACUAAAUUGAAGCUUAAUAAUUAUUUCUCAGUAUCAAAGCUAACUGUCUAAACUUUGCUUGCAGUGGAGGGGGAAAAAAAAAUCAAUAUUAAUCUAACAGUGUGCUGUAUAUGUAUAGUCAUUUUAAAAGGUCACAGGCAGCUUUGAUUUCUGAAGUGAUUAAUUAAAAAUAUAGUUUAUCCUAGAAAAUAAGUCUCAGUGUAAGCUAUGGGUUUUUAAAAUAUUUGUAGGGCUUUUAUUUGACAUGCAUUGGUACACAUACACACACACACACACACACACACACAGACACAUAGAUAAUAUAUAUAUACAUAUGUAUUUAUGUAUAUAAAAUUAUUUAUGAAAUACCCAUGGCAAUGAUCUUUUAAACUGACUAUUUGUUAAGCUACUGGCAUGCAAAAAGCACAGGCAAAGUCCUGUUUACUUAUUCAGAAUCUUGUAACUAUGCCAGGUAAGUUUGUCCCGAACAAAAGUAUCACUUUCAAGCCAGAAGUCUCCUAAUAAUGCUAUUUGGGUUUUGAAAGUGUUGGGUUGUUACUUUCUCCACUGCCUUCCUUGUGGUUCUGGAGUGAGUGACUGACCCACAGACUUACAGUAUACACGGUUGUGUGGUGGCAGCACAGUGUUCUGUAUACAUCAUGUUUGGGUAAUCCCCRUGGUUCCUGCUAUGCAGUCAAGCUUAGCAAAACACUUCCAGCAAUAUUUCCAAAAACUCCUGUAAAAAGCCAGCUGUAGACUGGAGUUACAGCAGUAGAGUAAUAUAGUAAUUUAUUUUCAUGCAUAAAGAAAUGUCU
Messenger RNA from Malurus melanocephalus (red-backed fairy wren), 3608 nucleotides. RefSeq names its product potassium calcium-activated channel subfamily N member 2 (gene KCNN2). Gene Ontology annotation, biological process: potassium ion transmembrane transport. Gene Ontology annotation, molecular function: calmodulin binding; small conductance calcium-activated potassium channel activity. NCBI's taxonomy places the organism in Eukaryota, Metazoa, Chordata, Aves, Passeriformes, Maluridae. The record is from RefSeq and is a predicted model, not a curated record. The coding region runs from base 1 to 2412 and encodes 803 amino acids. Gene Ontology annotation, cellular component: neuronal cell body; neuron projection; plasma membrane. The transcript is spliced from 8 exons.